Messenger RNA from Ficedula albicollis (Collared flycatcher), 1125 nucleotides. RefSeq names its product ankyrin repeat and SOCS box protein 12-like. Gene Ontology annotation, molecular function: transcription cis-regulatory region binding; protein binding. NCBI's taxonomy places the organism in Eukaryota, Metazoa, Chordata, Aves, Passeriformes, Muscicapidae. Bases 250 to 1125 code for a protein of 291 amino acids. Gene Ontology annotation, biological process: positive regulation of transcription by RNA polymerase II. The record is from RefSeq and is a predicted model, not a curated record. Gene Ontology annotation, cellular component: nucleus. The transcript is spliced from 5 exons.
CGCAGCCCAGUCCAUCCCAGCUCUGCCAGAGCCUCCCCUGCCCUGCUCAUUUUGGGGUCCAACCCCGGCAGGACUCCCCAUGGCCCCCCAGGUGCUCUGAGCAUCCCCCACCCCAGGACAGGUCAGCCCCAGCUGUGCCUGCAGAGGGACCCCGCGAUGCUCCAGGGCUGCCCAGGGAUCCCUGUGCCCACCCCGGGCGUUUCCAGCUGCUCAGAUCUUUGUCCUCAUCCCUGACCAUGAAAGCAGCACAUGGAGCACAAAAUGAGCCUCAUGGACAUCACCAAGAUGUUCUCCCUGCUGCAGCCCGGGGAUGACGAGGAGGGCAGCGAGGAGAGCGAGGAGCUGAGCCAGGCUGUGUGCCAGGACGACCACGAAACGCUGGCCAGGCUGCUGGCCCAGGACAGGUACAAGAGGCUCAUCAACCGGCGGAGCGGCUGGGGGGUCCCCAGCACCCCGCUGCGCCUGGCGGCCACCCGGGGCUGCCUGAGGAGCCUGCGGGUGCUGCUGGCCCACGGAGCCCAGGUGGACAGCCUGGAUGUGAAGGCUCAGACCCCGCUCUUCGUGGCCGUCAGCAACGGGCACCGCGAGUGCGUGCGGGCGCUGCUGGAGCACGGCGCCAGCCCGCUGGGCAGCGCCUACAACAACUGCUCCCCGCUGCUGCUGGCGGCCAGGGACGGGCAGGUGGACAUCCUGCAGCAGCUGCUGGAGCACGGGGCGCAGCCCAAUGUCCAGGCCAGGCUGCCAGAGUGGGCGGCCAACUCGGUGUCCUGCUCGGGGCCGCUCUACCUGGCGGCCGCCUACGGGCACCUGGAGUGUUUCCGGCUGCUGCUGCUGCACGGGGCCGAUCCCGACUACAACUGCACCGAGCAGGGGGUGCUGGCCCACGUCAGGGAGCCCAAAACGCUGCUGGAGACGUGCCUGAGGCACGGCUGUCACGGGGAUUUCAUCAGGCUGCUCAUCGAUUUCGGGGCCAACGUGUACCUGCCCAGCGUGCCCCUGCGCGGGGUGGCAGCGCACAGCGAGGGGAUGGAGCUGCUGCUGCGGGCCAGAGGUGAGCUGGGUGUGUGCCCCAGGGCUGGCAGGGGCACAGCUUUGCUCUGGUUCCAUCUUUGUCCUCAUCCCUGA